This is a messenger RNA of Trichobilharzia regenti, 8289 nucleotides long. The record is from the annotation of a GenBank genome assembly. Lineage: Eukaryota; Metazoa; Platyhelminthes; Trematoda; Strigeidida; Schistosomatidae.
UGUAGCGCCAAAUACGUCGGGUGGGCUUCGAUGGCGGGAUUUUGGUGUGAAUGAAACGAAAGUUUGAAUUUCCGAAUAGGAUGGAAUCGGAUAUCUGAUGGGAGGAUAUAAUAGCAAACUUAUAGUAUCAAAAGAUGAAUCAAAUCACACGAACAGGGUGAAUAUAGUUGAUACAAACGAGAAUUUUAAAACGACGGACAGCUAUCGAGUGGAUGAAAAACUUCUCAGUGCUCGUCAGUGCAUGAAAAUGGACUUACAAAAUCCCCCGGACUCUGUUAUACCAAGCCGGGGUGAGAUAAUGAUCGUAUUGUAUGAUUUUGCUGAAUCAAUGAGCUCUCAAAUCAGCAUAAAGAGGGGUGAGUUAGUUCGCCUUCUAAGUUACAGUCCUGCUGGAGAUUGGUCUGAAGUAGAAGCUUCCCUUGUCUUACAACCAAUUUCCAAGACUGGACCUGGUAGCUCCACUUCUGGGUCAGAAAGUCAUCCAUCCCAGUGUAAAAGUGGAGCUAAUACAAAGCAUAAUCAGGAGUCUGCCAGCGAAACUGGAAGUAAUGUAAAUGUUUCCUGCAUGUAUUUUUUCAACAAUUACCGACGUGGAUGGGUGCCAACAAGCUACUUAGCCACUGCAAAUGUCUUUCAGAAUUCUGUACCCCAGAAACAAGUUUUCCCUUCUCAGCAGCUAGUUACUUGUGGUAGUUCAGAAAAAGCAAGUUGUUCAAUAAAUUCUUCCCACUUGGUCAAUCAACAAGCCGUUUUUACCAAUGACCAUAUACAGCCAAGAGUAUCGAAUGUACCUAAUAAGGGUCCACUCCAUCCCGUUAUUAUGGAUUCAUCACCCUUAAGUCUUUUGGAACCAAGUCUUCUGUCCUACACAUGGUACCAUGGUGCUGUUUCAAGACAAGCUGGAGAGCACCUUCUUCGGAGUGGUAUUACCGGCUCUUUUCUUGUUAGAGCAUCAGAAUCUGCACCUGGUCAACUUUCCGUUACAGUACGUCAUUUAGGAAGGGUAUAUCAUUAUCGGAUUAGCCAAGACAGCAGGGGAAUGUUUUAUAUCACAGAAGCGCAUCGAUUUCCAAAUGUUGUACAAUUAAUUGAGCAUCAUUCUCGUUCUGCUGAUGGAUUAGUUUGUCCACUUCUUUAUCCUGUGCCAAAACCACAAUUUUUAAAUCAACCUAUGCAACAAUCGUGUUAUUCAUCUGUUCCACAAACACUGCCCAAUUCACGAGUAGUAGUAGUACCUGGUCAGAAUCAAUUUGAAGCUAAUUCUAUUUCACCUCAAUCGAAUAAUGAAUUGUCCAACUUCCCUGUACAUCAUAUAAAUGCUGGACAACAUAUACCUAAACCAUUCAUUCAUUCUGGUCAUGUAAAUAAUUCAGAAAGAUUAAGUGCUUGUAGUGAUUCUAUUGGCAGUAUGGAAUUCGAUGGAUGGGAAAUUGAUCGAUCGGAGAUUAUUAUGCGUCAAAAGUUGGGCUGUGGUCAAUAUGGUGAUGUAUAUGAAGCUGUAUGGAAGCGUUUCAAUUCUGUUGUUGCAGUGAAAACACUCAAACAAGAUGUCAAUCUGAAUGUAAAUGAUUUCCUUAAAGAAGCGGCUAUUAUGAAGAAAUUACGCAACAGAAACUUGGUACAAUUGUUAGGUGUAUGUACACGAGAACCACCACUUUACUUAAUCACUGAAUAUAUGCCAAAUGGAAAUCUGCUAAAUUAUCUACGCACACGUAGUCCAGGUGAAUUAACUCCACUUACUUUAUUGUAUAUGGCUGUACAAAUCGCCUCUGGUAUGGCAUAUUUAGAAGCCAAUAACUUUAUUCACAGGGAUUUGGCUGCAAGAAACUGUCUGGUUGGUGAGCGACACUUGAUUAAAGUUGCUGAUUUUGGCCUUGCUCGAUAUAUGCAACGUCAAGACACAUACACUGCUAGAAAUGGUGCUAAAUUCCCAAUUAAAUGGACUGCUCCUGAAGGCCUUUCUUAUUAUAUUUUCUCAUCAAAAUCUGAUGUAUGGGCUUUUGGUGUUGUUCUCUGGGAACUUGCUACAUAUGGUCUUUCGCCUUAUCCAGGAGUUGAACUGCACGAUGUUUAUCAUCUUUUAGAAAAAGGCUACAGAAUGGAACGACCACAUGGAUGUCCAGAAGCAGUCUAUUCUAUUAUGCUAAGAUGCUGGGCUUGGGAUCCAAAUUUACGACCAUCAUUCAGUGAAAUACACGCGGAACUUGAACAGAUGUAUGCAACUAUGAAUAUUGAAGCAGUGCAUUGGGCGUCUUACAAGUUACUGUAUUCUGGUAAACAGUAUCAUCGUAUACCUACAAAAGUUGCUAUGGAAUUAGAGAAACAACAAACUGGUAAUUUUAUACCACCAUCACAACAACAACACCAACAACCACCACAUCAACAAUCUAUUGGUUCACAUAGAUUUACAGAUAUUCAAUCACAUGAUUUUCAAGGGAAUUCAAUUAAUCAACAAAUAAUAAAUGCUGGUGGUAGUGGUUUUAAAGAAUCAUCAUUUACAGAAAAUAUGAACUCGGAUCAACAGCCUCAUCAGCAGCUGCAUCAUCCUCAAAUGUUAUUCAAACAGAUGAUGAAUUCUAUUCCGCCUAGCUCUAAUUUUGAACAGAAUUGUCAAAGCGCUGGUGUUAUAUCCUCAUCAUCCUAUGUUACAAUGAAUACAACUGGAUAUCCUAUUAAUCAUCAUCAUAAUAAUAAUAAUAUUGAUAAUAUUACUUCAUCAAGUAAUUGUACAAAACAAGAUAAAGUGAUAUUUAUUGAUCAAAAUCGUUUGACUAAUAAUAAGGAGAAAACUGAAGGUGCGCCUUCUUCAUCAUCAUCAUCCUCUGCUGCUGUUGCUGGUGGUCAUAUCACUGAUGCAUUAGCAAUGAUUUCACUUGAUGAUAAUGAAGAGAAUAAGAAACGUUUUUUUAAUCAUGAUAUUCAUUCAAUUCAAUGUGCAAAUAAUUCUGAUUUAAAUUCAAAUCAUAUUCUUUUACCAACUAGUAAUCUUGGUCAGAUCAGAUUCUUACCAAAUUCUGUAGCCUCCUCAUGCUCUCCACAAAUGGCACCAAUACUUAUUGAAUCUGGACAAAAUGGAUUCCCCACCACCUCCGUACAGUGUCAAACAACACAAUUUCCAAAUGGUUUAACACACACCCAGUAUUCACCGGCGUCAUCACCUGACAAUGGUGGAUGUCAGCCUAUUGGUGAAAAGUUGUGUUAUUUUAUCCCGGUUAGUAGUAGUAAUUCUUCUUCCUAUCAGCCGAAUUCAUCGCAUACUACCUCUACAAAUAUUACAUCGAAUCUUACUCAAUUUUCUAAUAUCAACACAAUUUCACCUGUUUCUAAAAUAUCUCAUCCACAUAUGAUGAAUUCAACGAAAGUAAUCAAUGAUAAAUUGUCUAUUCGACCUAAUCGUUCAGUUCAUCAUCGUAAUACUACUACGACUACUCCUGGUAGUAAUACUCAAAAUAGUAGUCAACAGAACGGUACAACACGAAGUCAAGACACAGAUACACCAGAUGAAAGUGGUGUUGGUGAAUCAAUUAUAUCGAAUGAAUCACCAGCAGAGAGUAGAGCAUGCGGUGGUGUUGGUGGCAGUGUUAGUGUCAGUGGGGCGAUCAAUAGUGCUGCAUCAAAUUCUGUCGCGUGCAAUACACCUAGUCAAGUUGACUGGCGAUUGAAUAUGCCUUUUGAAAUAUCUCUGCCAACUGAUCAUCCUUCACAUCAUCAGUUUAAUGCACCAGUUAUUGUGUCUCAUUCGAACGGUAUCCAACAACAACAACAGCAUUCACAUCCACACGUUGUCCUGCAUAGUUCUCAUUUCUCUACAGGUACAACUCAAUUCACUGUAGAUCCUAUGGAUCAAUUUUCAACAAUACCACCACAAGAUCGUAUAGGCAGUUAUUUGAAAAGUUUGGGAGAAUUAGAUACAAAUCGUAGGAUGGAGAUAUUUCACUCGUAUCAAUUACAACAAAAUCAAAAUUGUUUAAAUUCAACUGAUUUAAUGGAUACUACUAAGAACUUGCAUCCAUCGAAUUUCUUGCAUUAUCCGCCACCGCUACCACCUCCUUCUUUCCCGCCUCCUCCGACAGCUCAACCACCACCUCCAACAGCAACAACAACAACAAUACUAGCGACAUCAGCAACUGGAUGCACUGUGUCAUUGCCUACACCGACUGAUGGAGCAUCCCAAUUGAGUCUGCAUUUAAGUCCAGUCAGUGAACCUUCUAAAUCAAGUAUUUCUCAGUCUCAAUUCGUUGGCAAAUUUAAUGAACAAGCCUUUCAAUCGAAUGGAAAAUUAGAAAAUGAACUUAAUCAAUCGAAUAAUUGUUCGCUGAACAUUAAUAGUUCACGGAUUCAUUCAAAAAAUUUAUGUGAAUCAAUUAAAUCGCCUCAUAAUAAUCGGAAUGAUGAUGAUCAUGAUCAUGAUGAUGGUACCUCUUCGAAAAAUAAAGAGACACCACAUCCUCCUUAUACAUUUUCACAUUCAAAAGUUUCUCAUAUACGUCGACGAAAUAAACAACUCGACAUGGAACGUGUUGGUGGUGUUGGUGGUGACUCACAUUUUGACUGUCCCAAUGGACGUCGGCAUAUAUGUGAUGAUCGAUCAGAAGAAGAAUCAAAUACCGAAGAAGUACCAAGAUCAUUAGAAGAUGAAACUUUGUCUAUUGCAUCUGAUUCACCAAAUAAUUCAUCAUCAUCGAUUAAACCAGAUGCUGCUGUUGCAGCUGCCGCCGCCGCCGCUGAUCUUUCAGGUGAAGCUGAUGAUAAUGAUGAUGAGGAUGGCGACGAAGAUGAAGAUGAUGUUUAUCAAGCCCCUGAUUGUUACUACUUACCUAAUCAUACUACUAAUCAAAAUUCACAAAAUAUUCAUGCAAAUCCUUUAUCAGCUCAUCCAUCACUGAAGUAUCUAUUUGAACAAGUUGUAGAAUUACUCAAUCAGAGUAAAACGCUUAUUGAUAACUCUGAGCAAGACAGCAAUACAAAUUCACAGUCAACUUAUACUACUAAAUUGUGUAAUAGCAUAGACACUUUCAGAAUUGACUUAGAAGCUCAUAUUGUUCAGUAUAUCGACAUAAAUUCAAUGCUUGUUAAAGAUAUUUUAAUUGCAUGUGAUCAUUUAAGUAAACAAACAGCAGACUGUCUUUUGCAUUUAAAUACUACAGAAAAUAAAUAUUCACUUAAUUCAUGUUAUAAAUGUUUAAAAGAUCUACAUGAUUAUCUAUAUGAAUUGUUGGAUAAAUCAAAAUCUACGAAUACAAGUUCAUCAGUAGUAUCUGGUGGCAAUCAAACUCAUUCCGAUGAUCGAUCUUUCAAUACGACUACUACUGCCACUCCUACUCCUGCUGCUGCUGCUGCUGCCACGACUACAACUCAUGUAUUCGGCAAGGUAUGAGAUCUCUGCACAAUAACCUCUAAUUCAAUAAAUAAUUACAAUCAUAGUAACCUAACAAUGUUGCCGGAAGUUGGAAUUCACAGUUAUACAGUGUAGUACAGUGCACUUGGUACUUGUACACUUGCCCUUCAAGAUAUGAUGUCCAGUUUAGUCGUUUUGCUUUCAUUUAAAAGAAAAUAUAUAAUGUAAUAUUUAGCUUAUUCAUCAAAAAUAAAUCUUAGCAAUGCCAAGUACUACCAGUGUGUUUGUGUGUGUGCGCGCGUGCAUGCUCGCAUGACUUGUAUUCACACAUUGCUGUUUUCUUUUCUUUUUUCUUUUCUCCAUGUCUAUAAAGCAAACAAAUCCUAAUCCCCCCCAUAUGUAUGGAUGUAUGUAUGUAUGUAUUAUCUUUGAUAAUUUCCCAUUCACCCACCACAAAUGUACCCUCCCCCUCUCCCCCAAUUCGUUUUCUUCCCCUUUUGGGAUUACCUAUGUCUUUCGAUUAUGUUAACUUUCUGUCGUUUAUAAUAAUAAUAAUAAUUAUUAUUAUUAUAUGCACAUAUAAAGUGGCCAGUACAUGUAUGAUGUUAUUACUACUACUGAUGAUGAUGAUGGUCUUUUGAGUGUAAGUAAGAACUUUCUUUUAUAUAUAUAAUUUUCAGCUAACUGUCAUUGCUGCCUUCUUGUACUGUACAAUCAAUAUUCCUAUGUUGUAUUCUUUCUUUCUUUUGCUUGCCCUUUGUCUAUCACAUAUAUAUAUAUAUAUAUAUAUAUAUAUAUGCAAUAUUUGUAUAGAAUUCAUUUUGCAUGUGUCUUAUUUUAUCCCUCUUUCUUGUUUUUUCUCUUGUUUUGUUUAUUCUAAUUUUGUUCACGUUGACUUUUUUCGCUUAUUAUUAUUAGUAGUAAUAUUUUUAUCAUUACUUUGAUCAUUUUGUGAAUCACAGGAUAUACCUGUCUAUUAUCAUGCUCUGAUGAUGAUGAUGAUGGUAAUCAGCACAUCAAAUGUCAAUUAAAUAAAAAGAAAAUUAUGCAUAUACAUAUAUAUAUAUAUCCUCUUGAUGACUUCCACUGAGUUGUCUGAGCAGCCCACUCCUCCUCAUCCUCCCGCCCACCGCCGCCGUACUCUUCAAUUCUAACUUCCACUGUGUUUCAUAGUUAGUCAGUGGAAGAAUAGUAAACUCAUUAUCUAUCUUCUAUUUUCUUUUGCACAAGCAAUAUUUAUUUGCCUAAAUAUUGUUGUUGUUGUUUUGUGAUCUUUUGUUUACAAUCGGUGUUUCUUUCUUUCUUUCACCUUGGCUUAGUUGUUAAUAGAUUUUUCGAGCUAAUGAUUACAGUCUUGGUGAUGUUGGUGAUGGUCAUGGUGCUGUUACAUAAUUUUAGUCCUAUAUAUAUAUAUAUAUAUUAGUUUGUUAUAGUGAUAACUUCUUGUUUGUCUGUCUGUCUGUACAUCUCUGUAUGUGUGUGCGGGGGUGUGUGUCUCUGUGUAUUUAUUCGUUUGCGUUCUCUUACUCAUAUAAUCAUCAUCAUCAUUAUGCGAUCAUCGGGAAGAGAACCUACUUACUUACUUUACUUAUAUUUUUAUUUUGUAAUGAAUUUCACAUUUCAUGGUGAAUAGAAAAAAGCCUAUCUGACAGGUGGGAUAGGUGGAUAGACAGACGGGUGGAGUGCGACAGAGAAAGGAGGAAGGAAGCCAUUCACACCUCCUGUCGUUUUGGUUUGCUUUGUAGAAAAAAAGAAAUUUAUUUCCCUGUAUAUUUUAUGAAAAAACAAACAAACGGAACAGACAGACAGUCAUAAGAUAAUUUCUUUUGCCAAGAAUGUUAUUUCUAAUUUUUAUUUUGCCUUUUAUUCUCUAUUGUCGUUAUUAUUGUUGUAGCUGGUGAUGAUUGUCCUGUCUCUCUCUCCCUCCCUCUCUCUCUGCAGUCUUUUUUCUCAGUCUCUCCAUCCGUUUGAGAUAAAGGCUACUUCAACUACUACUACUGCGAUAAUGAUGAUGUCACUUAGAUGCUGAUUGAUUUAAGUAGAUGCUGUGAAUGCCUACACUACACAUUGUAAGAGCUGUUCUUGGUGUUGUUCUUGUCGGCUUCUGUCUUUAUUUCCCUUUAUUCACACACACACACACUAAUAUUUAUUAAUUUAUUAUUCUUAUUAUUAUCAUUAUUAUUAUUAUUAAUGAAUUACACGUAUUAUAUUACUUGUGCAAAUUUAUUUAAUAUUUAGUUAUUCUGCGUACUUAAACGAAAAAAAACAAAUAUCCAAAAUUAAUUAAUUUUAUUACUUCCACUAAUUAUAUUAAUAAUAAUAAUAAAUUAUUGUUAUUAUCAUGAUGAUAUCUGCAUUAUUUUAUUAUUAUUAUUUUUUGUUGUUGUUAUUUGAUGAAGGAGUGUGUGUAUCGGCCGGGACGGGGGGGGGUAAAGGGUGCUUUGUCCAGUGGAGCUGGUACUAGUGACUUUUUAUUAAUUACACUUGACAACUGAACGCUUUUGAGUAAUUAUCACAUGUGAUACACUGCUACAGAAACUUCAAGCGUCUAGCUUGGAGCCCUAUGUUCUACUGGUAACGUGAAGGAAAUAAAAAAAUACGAGGUUGGAUUUAGAGAUUUACAUUAAAGAUCAUUGUCAGAAUAAAAAGGGAUUCUGAUAAAAAGAAAUAGAAAGGAAAGACCAAAUUUUUACAGUAUUAAAAUAAUAUCACACAGUGUUUCACAAGUUGUAAUCAGUUGAAGACCACUCCGCUGAAAUCACAAUGGUUAUAAAACAAUCAGUUUGAUUGGUAGUAAAAAAAAUUUACAUACCAAAAGUAUGGUGGUGGUAUGCAGAUGACACAUUCAUUGUGAAAAGUCGUGACCAGUUGGGUGCAACAGGUCAGAUGGGAGGACAAAUACUCGUCCCUGAAGACAUUGGCUCGGAGUCGCGCUAUGUCGUGAAUUGGCA